AUGAAUCCUAAUCCCCAAGAACCUACAACAACCGUACAACCUUUGAAAGCUAUAAUCCAUGGCCCUCCCGCCUCUGGCAAAUCGACGCUAGCCCAGAGACUGUGCAAACUCUAUGGCGCACAUUAUGUGACCGUUAAAACGAUGAUUGAAGAAAUUCUGGAGGAUCUGAGAGAAAGAAUAGCGAUGAAAAGACCUAAAGUAGAGAAGAUAAUAAAAGAAGAUAUGGGCGAAGAGGAGGAAGAAGAAGAGGAAGUAGAGGAAGAGGAAGAAGAAGCUAUGGGUCCAGUUGAGGAGUGGGAGGAACAAUACAGAGAUAUAACAAUAUCCCUAGAGAAAAGUGUAGACGGGCAACUUCCCGACGACUAUGUAGUGAGACUCAUGAAGACGUUCCUGGUGAACGACACUUGCCAACGCAGUGGAUAUGUCUUAGACGGAUAUCCUAAAAAUAUUCAACAGGCCAAAGAAAUAUUCGGUCAAGCUGCAGAAGUAUCCAGACCGAAUGCAGAAGGGGACGGGACCGGCUUAGCAGUUCCAGGCGAAGGAGGCGGCGAGGGAGCAGCAAGUCCCGUUCAGGAUCAAAUCGGUGAUUUGAUAGGAAAUGCCAGUAAUAAGAUCAUGCCGGAUUUUGUCUUCAGCCUCCAGGCCACAGAUGACAUGCUUUGUGAGCGCGUGAUGAGACUUCCCCAUAAAAUUAUACAGAGCAAAAAUUACGACGAAGUGAAUAUGCUAAGAAGAUUAGCAUUAUUUCGCUUGAACAAUACAGAGGAAAACACUAUGCUGAAACUGUUCGACGAUAACGGAAUACAUCCCGUCCUGCUGAACGAACUGGAUGAAGAUACCAAAGAACCAGUGGAUUUUGAGUGCAUAUGGACCACAGUAAUCACUAUACUAGGAGAACCUAUUCCUGGUUUUGGAUUAUCGCCAGAAGAAAUGACCGAAUUAAUUAGACUGGAACAAGAACAACAGAAAUUGCAGCAAGAGGAGUUCCGACUGGAAAGAAAGUUGAGAGAAGAAAGUGCAAUGCUGAACUACCAAGACAAAAUGGAAAGAUGGGCCGACACUUUGCAAAAGCUUCAAAUGGAGGAGGAAAAAAUUUUGAUUGCUCAAACUGAGCCUUUACGGAACUAUCUAAUGAAAUACAUCUUUCCGACGCUUACCAAGGCUCUGAUCGAGGUGGCCAAAAUAAAACCUGACGAUCCCGUGGAUUUCCUAGCGGAAUUUCUGUUUAAGGAGAAUCCCGAAGGCAAAAUGUUUGAUCCAUCUUACACUCGCGACGGUGAACAUGUACUAGAACAGUAUGAAACUAAUAUACAACCUUCAAUUAUAAGAAGUUGCACCUCUAAUUUAUAA
Anoplophora glabripennis (Asian longhorned beetle) is the source of this 1350-nucleotide messenger RNA. Its product is annotated as adenylate kinase 7-like. Gene Ontology annotation, molecular function: ATP binding; AMP kinase activity. Gene Ontology annotation, cellular component: cytoplasm. Gene Ontology annotation, biological process: nucleobase-containing compound metabolic process. The record is from RefSeq and is a predicted model, not a curated record. The transcript has 5 exons. The coding region runs from base 1 to 1350 and encodes 449 amino acids. NCBI's taxonomy places the organism in Eukaryota, Metazoa, Arthropoda, Insecta, Coleoptera, Cerambycidae.